GAUUUGGUUCCUCUCAUUGUCUCUCCCUAGCCUCAACCCAACAAACAUUUUUAGUUCAAAGACAACCAACCCCUCUUCCUUUGUAUACUUUCCUCCCUCUCAUUACACUUUGUAGCUUAGCUGUAAUGCCUCUAAAUCCAUGGAACACCCUCUUCUCCUUCUUAACAAUCAUCCUUCCCCUCUUGAACCCUUUUGUAGCUUUCGCAGUUAAUCCACAAGGCGAAGCUCUUCUUUCAUGGAAGCAAAGCCUGAAUGGACCCACUGAGGCCUUGUCUAAUUGGAACCCAACAGAUGAAACUCCAUGUGGGUGGUUUGGAAUUACUUGCAACAUCAACAAGGAGGUUGUAGAAUUGGAAUUAAGGUACUUGAAUUUGUAUGGUACAGUUCCAACUAAUCUCACUUCAUUGGUUUCUUUAACCAAGAUUGUACUUUCUGAUACAAACCUCACGGGUUCAAUCCCAAAAGAGAUUGCUACACUACAUGAACUGAAUUACUUGGACUUGAGUGAUAAUGCGUUAACUGGUGAAAUCCCAUCUGAGAUUUGCAACUUGCUUAAGCUCCAAGAAAUCCACCUCAACUUCAACCAGCUAGAAGGCUUGAUUCCGGCUCAAAUCGGCAACCUCACAAGCUUGAAAUGGCUGACUCUUUAUGAAAACCAGCUCAAUGGAGAAAUACCCAAUACCGUAGGCAACUUGAAGAACCUCCAAGUGAUAAGAGUCGGUAUGAACAAGUACCUUGGAGGCAUUAUACCCCGAGAAAUCUGGAAUUGUACGGAGUUGACCAUGUUAGGCCUUGCCGAAACAAGCGUCUCGGGUUUCCUUCCUCCGAGUCUUGGUCUCCUCAAGAAGCUUGAAACCAUAAUCGGUGCAAAAACUCUCCUCUCCGGCCAAAUCCCACUUGAAAUCGGCAACUGUACCGCCCUCCAACACAUCUACCUCCAACAAAACUCUCUCACCGGUUCAAUACCGAAAAGUAUAGGAAACCCCAAAAAUCUCCGAACUCUUUAUCUCUGGAAGAACAGCUUGGUGGGGACUAUUCCAUCAGAGCUUGGAAAUUGCAAGGAAUUAUCAAUUCCUUUGUCAAUUUCCAAAUGUCAGAAUCUCGAGGCCCUUGAUUUGUCUGAGAACGGUUUGACUGGGAAUAUUCCCCAAGGAAUCUUUCAGCUCAAGAAGUUGAAAAUGGUCUCUCUUUUCACCAACUAUUUAUCAGGCGAAAUACCGGAAAAUAUUGGAAACUGUUCGUCUCUGAAUUGGUUCAAUGUUCAUGAUAACAAGCUUACAGGGCCAAUACCGAGAGAGAUUGGGAACUUGGAAAAUCUGAAUUUCUUGAAUCUCGGAUUGAAUUGGAUUUCGGGAAAUAUACCUGCUGAGAUCUCGAGCUGCCGAGACUUGACGUAUCUCAUUUUGAAUUCUAAUUUGAUCACCGGAAAGUUUCCUGGUGAGUUAAUUCAGCUUGUUUCGUUGCAACUCGUUGAUUUUUCAGAUAAUUUUAUUGAAGGUACUUUGCCACUUCAUGUACUUCCACUGCACAUUGUUUUCUUUUCAAUCUCAAGAAAUAAUUUAUGUGGAGAGAUCCCUUCCUUGAUUUGCAAUCUCAAUUUUGUCAACUACCUUGAUUUCUCUCAUAAUAAUUUUAGUAUGAUACCUCCAUGUUUGGGAAACAUGAGUGAUUAUCUCAUAGAUUUAAAUCUGCAAAAUAACAAUCUUCAUGGCACCAUCCCAAAAGUUGUACAGUGCAAUAACUUGAAAAGUCUUAAACUCACCAGCAAUCAAUUAGAAGGGUCAUUGCCAUGUUCAUUGGUCAAUUGCAAGAAAUUAGAAAUUCUAGACGUUUCUAACAACAAGCUUAACGACACAUUUCCUCAUUGGUUGGUAAAUCUUCCAGAGUUGCGGGUUCUCUUAUUGCGAUCAAACAACUUUCAUGGUUCCAUAGGCAAUAACAAGACUAAAUUCUCAUUCCCUAAUUUGAGAAUUAUAGACCUCUCUCACGAUAUGUUCCAUGGUCAUUUGCCAUUAAACUUUUUCAAGUGUUUAUCAGCCAUGAUGAAUGGGAACAUGGAUAACAAUGGAUUGCAAUACAUGGGUGAUGAUUAUUAUUUUGUCUUGAGAAGAUAUAUGGUUGAUUAUAAUUAUUAUUAUAAUUAUUAUGAUUUUGUUACAAUUGAUGUUACAAUUGAUAUCAAAGGGAAUUAUAUUGACGUGGUGAAAAUACAAACUCUAUUGACAACCAUUGAUUUUUCUAACAAUAGUUUCAAAGGAGAAAUUCCAAAGGUAAUUGGAAAGCUUGGAUCACUUAAAGGGCUAAAUUUUUCAAACAAUAAUCUUAUGGGUCAUAUACCUAUAUCAUUUGGAAAUUUAACUAAUCUUGAAUGGUUAGAUCUCUCCUCAAAUAAGUUCACAGGCGACAUUCCUAUACAAUUGACAGAUCUUACAUCAUUGGCAAUUUUAAAUCUCUCAAAAAACCAUCUUGUGGGAUUGAUACCUCAAGGUAAACAGUUCAAUACGUUUACAAAUGCUUCUUACAGUGGAAACUUGGGUUUAUGUGGAUUUCCAUUGACAAAAACUUGUGGCAAUGAUGAGGGACAACAAUCACCACCAUCACCAACCAUCCAAGAAGAUGAUUUUGGGUUUGCAAAUGGAUUUCAUUGGAAAGUUGUAUUGUUGGGGUAUGGAUGUGGUUUCAUGUUUGGAUUAGGAAUGGGAUAUCUUGUGUUCUCAAGUGAAAAACCAAAAUGUCUCUUGAAUAUUAUUUAUGGAGAACGACACAACAAGGUGCGAAGAUCCAAGAAGAAUGAUCAUGGAAGAAUUAAUUGAAAGAGAAUUUUGCAGAUACAAAUAAUGA
Molecule: messenger RNA, 2841 nt
Organism: Quercus robur (English oak)
Lineage: Eukaryota; Viridiplantae; Streptophyta; Magnoliopsida; Fagales; Fagaceae
Product: leucine-rich repeat receptor-like serine/threonine-protein kinase RGI4
Exons: 1
Coding region: 126-2813 (895 amino acids)
Molecular function (GO): protein binding
Source: RefSeq, a predicted model, not a curated record